This is a messenger RNA of Galleria mellonella (greater wax moth), 4139 nucleotides long. RefSeq lists its product as uncharacterized. The transcript is spliced from 16 exons. Gene Ontology annotation, molecular function: FAD binding; oxidoreductase activity; iron-sulfur cluster binding. Lineage: Eukaryota; Metazoa; Arthropoda; Insecta; Lepidoptera; Pyralidae. Bases 348 to 4139 code for a protein of 1263 amino acids. The record is from RefSeq and is a predicted model, not a curated record.
CCAAAUUAGUGUGGUAGAAUCACAUGUUUUAGGUGAUUUUAAUCCAUAUUCAGAAAAUGUUCAUCCCUUAUUUGCUCUUUAAAAUUAAACAAAUGAUUUAAUUAUACCCUGUAUAAAUAAAGUUUCAAUUUCCAAAAGAUGUCAUUAAAUUUAAAAAAAUAUAUAUAUACAUACAUAAUUAUAAAAAAAAAAAUUAAAACUAUAAUGUCGAUUACUAAUCUGUAUUUGUAAGUUCAUUGCUCUAUUGCUUUGUACAUUAAUAUACAUGCAACAUUGUGUACUAACUUCCGGUUUGAAAGUUAUUAAAUAGGCGAUAUGUAGGCGGUAGACUUGUAGAAAUCUUUAACAUGUCGGAUAAAAUAACAUUCAGUGUUAAUGGGCAUAAAUACUCAGUGAGUUCGGAGGUGGACUCGGAUGUGUCGCUGAACGACUACGUGCGCGAGAGACUGAACCUGCGCGGCACCAAGUACAUGUGCAAGGAGGGCGGCUGCGGUUGCUGUAUCGUUGCCGUGCGCGCGCCCACCGACAACGGCGUUUCACGCAUCUUCUCGGUUAAUUCUUGCCUCGUAUCGAUCACAUCAUGUCAGGAUUGGGAAGUGACAACUAUAGAGGGUAUAGGAGACAGAGGGCGCGGUUAUCAUCCAAUACAGAGAACUUUAGCUGAAUACGAUGGGACCCAGUGCGGGUAUUGCUCUCCUGGGUGGGUUAUGAGUAUGUACAGCUUAUUAGAAUCGAGUCACCAUGAUUUAACACAAUAUGAAAUAGAGAAUUCACUCGGAAGUAAUACAUGCAGAUGUACCGGUUACAGACCUAUAUUGGAUGCAUUUAAGAGUUUUGCUAAAGAUGCGCCAAAGCCUAAAUUAAAAGAUAUCGAAGAUUUGAAACUUUGUAAAAAUAAAGAAGAAUGUGAACAUGCGUGUGAUAAAAGUUGGUGUUUUGUAAAGGCUAAUGAUAAAGAUAACGUAAUUAAAAAAAUCCAUUUAAAAGAUGAUCGAAUUUGGUAUAGAAUCGCACAAGUACAAGAUAUAUUUAAUAUCUUGGAUAGUGAAGGAUAUGAUUCUUAUAUGUUGGUAAAUGGGAACACAGGCAGAGGUGCUGUUCCAAUAUUUGCAUUCCCAAGAGUGCUUAUUGAUGUAAGUGCUAUACAAGAAAUAAAAGGUCACUACAUUGAUCAGAAUUUGGUUGUUGGAGCGGGUACAACUCUGACCGAUCUGAUGGACAUUUUCAAAACAGUAUCACAUGACCAAGAAGAGUUUGCCUACUUGUAUAAACUGUACGAACACUUAGACUUAGUGGCUCAUAUUCCUGUUAGAAACAUUGGUACAAUAGCUGGUAAUUUAAUGGUCAAGCAUAAGAACCUUAACUUUUCUUCAGACAUUUUCUUGUUGCUAGAGACAAUAGGAGCCACUCUGACCAUAGUUGAGAAAACUUCAGUUCAUACUGUGACUGUGGAAGAUUUUCUAUCUGUGGACAUGACUGGAAAAGUCAUAACAUUAGUCAAAAUACCACCACUUUCCCCUAACCACCAAUUUGUUUCUUUUAAAAUAAUGCCACGAGCACAAAAUGCUCACGCUCAAGUUAACGCAGCAUUUUUAUACAAAUUCGAUUCCUACGACCAAGAAACGGUUUUGUCUGCCAGGAUUGUUAUCGGAGGACUCUCUGGACAUUUCAUUCACGCUCGAGAAACUGAAAAAUUCUUAAUAAAUAAAAAAAUAUUUAAUAAUAAUGUACUGCAGCAAGCUCUACACAUAUUAAACGAAGAAUUAAUAGUUGAAGAGAUCGCAGGAGAGCUAAAACCACAAUAUAGAAAAAAAGCUGCACUUGGCGUCUUUUACAAGGGCUUGCUGAACAUAAUACCUGAAAAACAGUUAAAACCUUGGUAUCGUUCAGGGGCUAGAGAUUUUAGAAAAACUAGACCUAUAUCAAAAGCAGCUACAGUAUUUGAUACUAAUCCUAUCAUAUGGCCGAUCACUGAACCCAUGCCCAAAUUGGAUGCUUUAAUACAAAGUGCUGGUGAAGCAAAAUAUGUUAAUGAUAUGCCGACUGAUCCAAAAGAAGUAUUUUGCGCGUUUGUUACGUCUGAUAUAUGUACCGGCGAAAUUGAAAGUAUUGACCCGACGCCGGCUUUGAACUUACCUGGAGUUUUAGCAUUCUUCUCAGCCAAAGAUAUUCCAGGGAACAACUCUUUCUUAUCUCAAAAAGUACCUGCUCAACCUAUGUCAGAAGAGAUUUUUGCAGAAAAAGAAGUUAAAUAUUAUGAUCAAGCUAUAGGUGUUAUAGUGGCUGAAACUGAAAAGCUUGCAAACAGAGCAGCAUUGUUAGUACGAACUAAAUAUAAAGUUGAUAAAAGAAAGCCAAUUUUAACCAUAACAGAUGCACAAAAACGAGAUCCUAAUCGCAUUACCCUGUACGCAGUGAUUCCAGCAAGAGAUCGAGGCAUUGAUAUUCAAAAAAUUAUUAAAGGUUCUCAAAAUAUAUUUUGGCAGUACCAUUAUCCAAUGGAAACUCUAUCUUGUGUUUCCAUACCCAGUGAAGACGGAAUUGAUUUAUAUCCUUGUACUCAAUGGACGGAUUCCGUUCAUAUUUCAGUUGCCGAAAUGUUGAAUAUAGAACAAAAUAGAAUAAAUUUAACGGUACCACGAUGCGGCGGCGCAUAUGGUUUGAAAAUAAGUCGCACCAGUCACGUAGCUUGUGUAAGUGCUCUUGUCACCUACCUCAUGAAUAGACCUUCAAGAUUUGUGCUGAGCAUUCAGGCUAGUUUGAGAAUUAUAGGCAAACGACUACCGUGCAAAAGUGAAUAUGAGUUGGCAGUAAAUAAUGUCGGAGUAAUACAAUAUUUUGAAUAUCAUAUCUAUGUAGAUAAUGGUUAUGUAUACAGCGAUUCAGUAGUAACAUACAUACCACCAUCUUUGAAAAGUUGCUACGAUAAUAGAAGAUGGCAAAGCAAGAUCUUUAAUGUAACAACUGAUACAGCCUCCAAUACAUAUGCCAGAGCACCAGGAUUUUUAGAAAGCAUAUCAAUGACGGAAUACAUGAUGGAGCGAAUUUCAUACGAAAUCAAUAUGGACCCAGUGAAAGUUCGUCUCAAUAACCUUAGUCCAGAACGUACGGAUGUUACUGAAAUUGUUCAAACUUUACUCAAAGAUGGUGAAUAUGACAAACGAAAGGAAGAAGUAAAAAAGUUCAACGAAAUAAAUAGGUGGAAAAAACGUGGACUGAGAAUUGCAAUGAUGAGUUAUCCAAUAAUUAUUGCAAUGGAUUAUCACGUAUUAAUGUCAGUCUACCAUGGCGAUGGCACAGUUGUAGUGAAACAUGGCGGUAUCGAAAUAGGUCAGGGUAUUAACACGAAAGUAAUACAAGUUGUGGCAUAUACGCUUAAUAUCUCAAUAGACAAAGUAAAAGUUAAACCUGCCGAUGUAGCCACAAUUCCCAAUAAUUUUACCACCGGAGGGAGCAGAACCAGUCAAGCAGUUUGCUUUGGAGCUAUCAAGUGUUGCCAAUUAUUACUAGAUCGGUUAUCUACAAUUAGAGAGACUUUGAAUAAUCCAACUUGGGAAUUACUGAUAGAGACUGCUUUUAACCGAGGUAUAAAUCUGCAAACGAGUUAUCAUGUAAACGCUAAUGAUCAGGAGCCAUAUAGAGUAGGAGGUGCUGCUUUAGCUGAAGUAGAAUUAGACAUAUUGACUGGAGAACAUGAAAUCCUAAGAGUUGAUAUAGUUGAAGACGUCGGCACAAGUGUGAAUCCUGAACUUGAGAUUGGACAGAUCGAAGGAGCUUUCGAAAUGGGCGCCGGAUAUUGGACCCACGAACACAUAAUCUAUGAUGAUAAAACUGGAGAGCUUCUGACAGACCGUACCUGGUACUAUCAUGUGCCCCAUGCAAAAGAUAUUCCAAUAGAUUUUAGAGUACAAGUGCGAAGAAAUUCAUAUAAUCCGCUUGGCACUUUAGGAGCUAAAGGUGUGUCUGAACCACCUAUGUGUCUAUCUAUCAGUGUUGCAUUUGCUUUGAGAGAGGCUAUAGCGGCUUCACGAAAGGAUUCUGGAUACCCAAAUGAAUGGUUUAAUGUCGAUGGACCUUUUACAUUGGAGAAAAAUGUUUUGAAAUCUGAUGUUCGUCUUGAUGAAUUUUUAUUUACAUAA